AUGUGCGCGUUGCUGUGGAGAUACACAGAAAUAGAUGAAGAAAAACAAAAACAAGCAGCCAGAGAACGUCAACAAGAAAUUAGAUCCAACAUCUUGGCUCAGAUUCUUGAUCAAGAUGCUCGAGCUCGAUUAAGCACGAUAGCCAUCACAAAACCGGAUAAAGCCCAGAUGGUGGAAAAUAUGCUCGUUAAUAUGGCUCAGACCGGUCGAGUCAGAUCUAAGUGA
Molecule: messenger RNA, 225 nt
Organism: Dicrocoelium dendriticum
Lineage: Eukaryota; Metazoa; Platyhelminthes; Trematoda; Plagiorchiida; Dicrocoeliidae
Source: the annotation of a GenBank genome assembly